CCAGACCAGACACUUCAAUUCAAAACGAUACCACACUCUCCCAAGCUUCCACACCUCGAACAUCAUCCCAUACAUUCCCAACAACGAACCCAACCAUCAUGCCCAAGUACGCCAAAAGCCAGCCCGUCGACUUCAAAAAUGCCAUCGAAAGAGUCGCCAUUGUCGGCGUAAGUACCCCGCCAACCCAUCAACAACACGACGUAUGCAACAAAACUGACAAGAAAAAAAAAAUUACACACACUUAGGCAGGAGGGACGAUUGGGUCGCAUAUUGCGAACGCGCUUCUUAAGACGGGAACACACACCGUGACGGCGCUGUCCCGGAAAGACAGCGGCAACAGACUCCCCGCGGGCGUUCUCGUCGCGUCGGUCGACUACGACGACGAGGCGAGCAUUGUUGCCGCCCUCAAGGGCCAGCAGUUUUUCAUCAUCACCAUGGCCCCGACCGCGCCCCGGGACACCCACAGCAAGCUUGUCCAGGCAGCCGCCAAGGCCGGUGUUCCCUACAUCAUGCCGAACGGGUAUGGCGCGGACAUUGACAACAUCCAACUCGGCGAAGACACGAUGCUGGGGCCCGUGGCCAAGGCCCACAGGGAUGAGAUUGAGAGGCUCGGCAUGCAGUGGAUCACCAUGUGCUGUGGGUUCUGGUAUGAUUACAGCUUGGCAGGUGGGGCCGCUCGCUUUGGGUUCGACUUUGAAAAGCGCUCCUUGACCAUCUACGACGAUGGGAACACCAAGAUCUCGACGUCGACGUUAUCGCAGGUCGGGCGCGCCGUGGCCAAGGUCCUGAGCCUGAAGGAGCUUCCCGAGGACGAAGACGAUGAGAGUCUUACUCUGUCGGCGUUUCUCAAUAAGGGCGUGUACGUUAAGAGCUUUGUCGUCAGCCAAAACGAUAUGUUUGAGAGCGUCAAGCGUGUCACCGGCACUGCCGACGCCGACUGGGCCAUCACCCACGAGGACACCAGGAAGAGAUAUGCGGAUGGCCUGGCGCAAGUGAAAGUGGGGAAUAUGGCGGGUUUUAGCAAGUUGCUGUACGCAAGGGCGUUUUACCCGGAUGAAUCCAGUGAUCUCUCGGCCAAGGCGCAGAAUGAGCUGCUCGAAUUGCAGGAUGAGAGCCUGGAUGAAGCUACCAAGGUUGGGAUGGAUCUGGUCAAGGAACUGCAGCUUCGAGUUGAGCGUAUGGCGGCCUAGAAAGUAUCACAACAUAUACAUAGACAGAGUUUGGUUUUUUUCUUUUUGUUCCCAUUCAUCACUUUCCAGCUCAAAACGAGAGAAGGUACUUGAAAGUCCG
This is a messenger RNA of Aspergillus heteromorphus CBS 117.55, 1290 nucleotides long. RefSeq lists its product as uncharacterized. The transcript has a single exon. The coding region runs from base 435 to 1190 and encodes 251 amino acids. Lineage: Eukaryota; Fungi; Ascomycota; Eurotiomycetes; Eurotiales; Aspergillaceae. The record is from RefSeq and is a predicted model, not a curated record.